This is a messenger RNA of Cavia porcellus (domestic guinea pig), 1483 nucleotides long. RefSeq names its product RBMX like 2 (gene Rbmxl2). NCBI's taxonomy places the organism in Eukaryota, Metazoa, Chordata, Mammalia, Rodentia, Caviidae. Gene Ontology annotation, biological process: positive regulation of mRNA splicing, via spliceosome. The coding region runs from base 119 to 1264 and encodes 381 amino acids. Gene Ontology annotation, molecular function: RNA binding. Gene Ontology annotation, cellular component: spliceosomal complex. The transcript has a single exon. The record is from RefSeq and is a predicted model, not a curated record.
GGUCUGAGACUCACCAGCCGACCAGUAGGAGGCGCUCUUGACAGCGGGCUCUCACUGCGCCCACACCUUCGUCUCCUCAGCGUCUCGCUUCUCGCCGCCGCGGACCGCGAAACCCGCCAUGGCCGAAGCCGACCGCCCAGGGAAGCUCUUCAUCGGGGGGCUGAGCCCCGAAACCGACGAGAAGGGGCUCGAGGCCACCUUCGGCAAGUAUGGCCGCAUCAUCGAGGUGCUGCUGAUGAAAGACCGAGAAACCGCCAGGUCCAGAGGCUUCGCGUUCGUCACCUUCGAGAGCCCGGCGGACGCCAAGGCCGCCGUCCGAGACUUGAACGGCAAGUCCCUGGAUGGUAAGGCCAUCAAAGUGGCCCAGGCCACCAAGCCGACGUUCGAGAGCGGCCGGCGCGGCGCGCUGCCGCCCCGCAGCCGCGGUCGCCCGAGGGCCCUGCGAGGCGGCUCUGGGGCCCGACGACCCCCGUCCCGGGGCGGGCCGGCCGACGAGGGCGGAUAUGCGGGCGACUUCGACGCGCGGCCCGCCCGCGCCCCGCUCCCCCUGAAGCGCGGGCCGCCGCCACCGCCGCGCAGGGCCGGGCCGCCGCCCAAGAGGGCCACGCCGUCGGGCCCGGCUCGCAGCGGCACGGGAGGACGCGGGCGGGCCCCGGCUGCGCGGGGAAGGGACGGGUACACGGGCCCGCCUCGGCGGGAGCCGCCCCCGCGCCGCGACCCUUACCUGGGCCCGCGGGAGGGGGGCUGCUCGCCCCGAGACGGCUACUCGGGCCGCGACUACGCGGGCGCCCGCGACCCCCGCGACUUCGCCCCCUCUCCGCGAGACUACACCUACCGCGACUACGGCCACGCCAGUGCCCGCGACGACUGCGCGUCGAGAGGCUACUGCGACCGCGACGGCUACGGCGGCCGCGACCGAGAUUACGGCGACCACCUGAGCGGAGGCUCCUACCGAGACACCUUUGAGAGCUACGGCGACCCGCGUGGCGCCGCCCCCGCUCGCGGCCCGCAGCCAUCUUACGGCGGAGGAGGCCGCUACGACGAGUACCGCGGAUGGUCGCCCGAUGCCUACCGCGACGGCUAUGGCAGUGGCGGUCGCGGCGACCGCUACUCGGGGAGCCGGGACCGCGGGCUGCCCCCGCCCAUGGAAAGAGGGUACCCGCCAGCGCGGGAGUCCUACAGCCGGUCGGGCCGCAGGGCACCCCCCAGGGGAGGCCGCCUUGGAAGCCGCUCUGAGAGAGGGGGAGUCCGGAGCAGAUACUGAGCAGGAACACUUGGGACCAAAAUGUGUUUUCCAGAGAAGAACCUGCUCUGUGUUGGCUGCCAAGUACUGAUACAAACAAGAGUUGUUUUACCGUUUACCAAAUUCUUGUUAACUUGCUCUCUCUUAAGCUUUAGAGAGGAACAUAGUUAAAAGUCGUUUAAUUCUUUUUGGAAUUGUUAAGUUUCUUUCAACAAGUUCAUGUUAAAAGUAUGACUUGAA